GUCGUAGCUGGGCAGCCAACAAAAAAAAAAAAAACGACCACGACUUCACAACAAAACAUGGGUGAAAAUGAAGAAUUUACCGACUAUUUAGAAGACAGCAAGGCCGCGUACGUGCUCAGCAAUGUCGCCGAAGUGGUCGAGCGGAUCCUGACGUUCGUGCCAACCAAAUCGCUGAUGCGGGUCGCGAGGGUGUGCAGACUGUGGAGGAACUGUGCCCGCAGGGUGCUGAGGACCCAGCAGCAGCUGACCUGGGUGUCGGCCUGCGGGCCGUCCGCCUCGGGGGCCCACGUCCUCUGCAGCAUCCUGGCCGAGGAGGUGGAGAAAGUGUUUCUCCUUCCCAAAACGGUUCUGACACUAGUAGACUUAGAAAGCUUCAACGGACGACUUGAUAGCAGACAAAAUAAAGCAAAAAAGGAUCGCCACAGUCAAGACACUGUUGAACAGCUGAAUCAGCUCUUCCCCAAAAGCUGUGACAUCAUGGGUAUCACCACGCCGGGAAUAGUCUUGACUCCCAGUGGCUCCGGCCUUCCUCGGGAGUACCAGGAGGGGGAGGCUGGCUUUGCAAUCAUGUUUCCCAGCAUAGACGGUGUCAACAUCAAGCCCUUUCAUUUUUGCAAGAAGUCCAUUUGUACGGCGGCUCUGAAAGAAGCAGGACUUGUUGACAACCCGGAGCUGCGUGUGGUACUGCUCUUUGUCUAUGAGGCGUUUAAACCUGGAGGACUACACCUGCUCAGCCAGAUACUGGAGCCUCUGGCCAAGAGCAAAGCCCUCAUUGCAGGAGGGCUGGUAGAAAGUGUUUUCUCUCCUCCUAGACACUGCUGUAGCCAGGGGGCGUUCGGCGUGGUGGGUCUGGCCCUGAGCGGCCCCAAGGUGCAGGGGGCAUCUGUGCUCUUGGACCAAGAAAUCAGCAACCCAAAAGCGGCCGAAGCCACCAUCCGGCGGCUGAAAGCAGCCAAAAUUCCCGAGAGGAACACCCUGGGGUUCAUGUUCGCCUGCGUGGGGAGAGGCCAGAACUACUACCAGAACCAGGCCAACGUAGAGGCCGACGCCUUUCACAAGGUGUUCCCCAACACGCCACUCUUCGGCCUGUUCGGCAACGGCGAGAUUGGCUGCGACCGCAUCGUCAAAGACGACUACACGCUUUGCGACACUGACACGGACAGUCUGCAGCACGAAUACACCACUGUCAUGACCCUGAUCCAUUUGGGCUGACUGACCACUGCAGCGGUAGUGAAAGAAACAUGCAAGAAGGGGGCGAGAAACAUUUUCCCCACGUAAUGACUCCACAGGGGAAGUUGUGUCUCUCUGAGACUGAGUUUCACAAAGUUUUAAUAUUAGUAUUAAAAUGUGAGUUUCUUGUAAAAUAUAUGUAUAUAUUUUUCCUAAAUCUUGCUCAUAUUCAAGGCCUUUCUUACCCACUGACAUUAACCUCAUGGUCCGUUUUGUUUUCAAGGUCAGUGAGAAUAUACAAUGCGUGUCCCACAAAGUUGUAGUUGGUGAUUCGACGAAGGCACUUUGUAUUCAUGUAAGAGGAGCGUGCUCCCUCUUCUACACAAUCGUGGCAGUUUUGAUUUACAAAUUAAAACUCUUUUGCAAGAGAUCUAUCGGUCAUGGUUGGAUUGGCCACAGGUGCAGUCAGAAUGUUGCAGUGCCUCUUUUUUUCCCUCCUAAGAAAGGGUACACAUGCUGCCCUGUAUACUCUUUAGUUCGUUGUCUAAGUGGCACGGACAAGCAGAAACUCUCAAUCUCAUCUGAAUUGAGUCUCCGCUCUAAAAUUUCUAACUUGAGGAAAUAUUGUAAAGUUAUACUUUCCAAAGUUAAAAGUCAUUUGCAUUGAUUAUGAUGUAAUUGCUAUCAUUUGUUAAGUAAAUAGUGUUUAUUUUUGAAUGACUAAAUGGGGUCCAGAUUUCACACAUGCCUUUAUAGAAAAUAAAAACCAUUAAUGCUUUCUAAAUGUUAUUUUCAAGAUGGCUGUUAUUAAUUGAUGCCAUUUGCCUCACUAUUUCCAUUAUAUGUAACCAGUAGCUGUUCAGAUUUCCAAUCAAAUCUCUUUCAGUGGUUGUUGCAUGAAGAGCUCUAUUUGAGGAAAUUUCAAAAUAUUGAUUAAAAAAAGUUCCUCUAACAAAUCCUCUUGUUUCCAUAAUACACAAAUAUCCCUAUUAGUCGUUGAGGAGGAAAGUAAAAUUUUUCUUUUUUUCCUGACGAUGCACUUUUCUACACGUGCCAAUUAAAAGACACACUGCUCUGCUCACGUGCUCAAUAAAUGAUCUCCAACACGUGGA
This is a messenger RNA of Gasterosteus aculeatus aculeatus (three-spined stickleback), 2282 nucleotides long. It is a transcript of the gene fbxo22, whose product is annotated as F-box protein 22. Lineage: Eukaryota; Metazoa; Chordata; Actinopteri; Perciformes; Gasterosteidae. Gene Ontology annotation, biological process: protein polyubiquitination; positive regulation of proteasomal ubiquitin-dependent protein catabolic process; regulation of skeletal muscle fiber development. Gene Ontology annotation, molecular function: protein binding. The record is from RefSeq and is a predicted model, not a curated record.